CCCGCCGCGUCGUGAUUUUGGCCCCUGUGAGCCCUUUCCUGGCUUGGGGUCCGUCGAAGAACGGCUCUGGAUGAAAAGUUUAUCCUUGGGAAGGGGUCCAGACCUCUGAGGGUCCAUGUCAUGAACCAAGACGCGCGAUCUCGGGGUUUGGAAAUGAGGAGGAGGAGGAAGGACGGCACCGGCACGCUGUGGCUGAACGAGAACCCCUACAGCGAUGGCAACGGUGCAGAGACCUCGGAGCCGGAGCUGGGGAAGCUCAGGCAGCCCAUCCAGCACAGAGAAGCGGAGCGCGCCAGCUGGCGACCCCUUCCGCGGGGACCCGCCCCGCUUCAGGAAGAUCUCCAACGGCACUUGCGCGGAUGCAGGCGCGCGCCCGGUCACGUCCCGGACCGUCUGCGAGGCCGCAGCGCGCAGCCUCGGCAUGCCCGACACCCGGGCCAAGACCAUCGAUAGCGGCGACGGCAGCAACGAAACCAAGCCGGAGGGUUGCUACUACUUCCGCAACUUCGAGGACCUCACCGCGACGUUGUGGCUCAACACGGCCGAGGCCGCCCGGGGGCAGGGGGCCGAGACCUCCGACCGCGACAGGGGCCUGCUGCGGCAGCCCAUCUGCGACUUUGGCGCAGACGGGGGGGCGGACGCCUAG
This is a messenger RNA of Prorocentrum cordatum, 646 nucleotides long. NCBI's taxonomy places the organism in Eukaryota, Dinophyceae, Prorocentrales, Prorocentraceae. The record is from the annotation of a GenBank genome assembly.